Messenger RNA from Lates calcarifer (barramundi perch), 4166 nucleotides. It is a transcript of the gene yme1l1b, whose product is annotated as YME1-like 1b. Bases 345 to 2510 code for a protein of 721 amino acids. Gene Ontology annotation, molecular function: ATP-dependent peptidase activity; ATP binding; metalloendopeptidase activity. NCBI's taxonomy places the organism in Eukaryota, Metazoa, Chordata, Actinopteri, Centropomidae. The transcript has 18 exons. The record is from RefSeq and is a predicted model, not a curated record. Gene Ontology annotation, biological process: mitochondrion organization; protein quality control for misfolded or incompletely synthesized proteins. Gene Ontology annotation, cellular component: mitochondrial inner membrane.
AUAUCGCGGUUCUCUUCCUAAUUCCUUAUGAAUUCUGCUUCUCGUCUUUCCUCGACCUCACGACGUUCUCCAUUGAGGUCAAGGAAAAGUAGUUAGGAAAGGACAUUUUUUUUAAUUAUUUGACCGCAGCCCAGAUUUUAACUGGGUACCUAAUUUGUAGUAACACCACAGAGGCCAUAUCCGGUUUUUCAGCUGAUUAUCAGCUGUACCAUUGAAGUUCGCAGUUGGACCUGCUGUUCCUGCGACAGAAAGUUAAAGCGAAAGAAACACUGACCUUUAACUCUCAGGGACAGCGGUGUAACUUGGGUAGCUUAACCGUCGACUUGAACCAGUGGGAAUUAAAAAUGUUUUCCUUGUCAAUGACGGUCCAGCCACAGGUGACUGUGCCUCUCAGCCACCUCAUCAACGUCCUCCACUCUCUGAAGAGCUCAGUGGGAAGCAGCAGCAGUGCCACCUGCAAAUCAAGACAGCACAAGGAGCAUGCCUCAGACUCAGAGCUACACUGCACAGAGUCCAUGUGGAACCUGCGGGAGCUUGGAUUAUCAGACCUGGGAACACAGCAGCUGGAUGAGCUCGUGAACCGUGUGUUACCACGCUUGAGCACACAGGAGGCAUCGUUUUCACUGGGUGGUCAGGCAGCUUGGAGGACCUCCUAUCUCUCUACACACUCCUUUUUCCACAAUAAGCAUGGAUUCUCAUGUGGUCCCAUCCCCAUGUCAGCCCAGGUUUUCUCCAGGCUGCAGCCUUCACCUCUUCAGUCUGUCUGCACAGAGCUACAGUACUGGCCAGUGCUGGUCCAGAGCAGAGGCUUCAAAACUUUAAGGAGUAAAACCAGACGACUGCAGUCAGGCUUCGACCGCCCCCUGGAGUCUGAGGGGUUCACACCAUCUUUUAUGAAGGGUUUCCUUUCACGUGACAAGGGGAUGGAACUGGAAAGUCUCGACGGCCUGUUGAAGAACAAGAACAUACCUGAUGGACAACAGGACGCUUUCAAGAGGGGCUUUGCCGAGGGUUUCCUGAAAGCUCAAGCCUUGACACAACGCACACAAGACUCUCUGAGGAGGACUCGUCUCAUCCUGCUGGUGCUGCUUCUUCUCGGGCUCUAUGGUAUCUCCAAAACCCCCUUCCUAUCGGUGCGGUUCCGAACCACAUCAGGCCUGGACUCGGCAGUGGACCCUGUCCAGAUGAAAAAUGUGACAUUUGAACACGUUAAAGGGGUGGAGGAAGCCAAGAAUGAGCUGCAGGAAGUGGUGGAGUUCCUGAAAAACCCACAGAAGUUUACAGCGCUGGGAGGAAAGCUGCCAAAAGGUGUUUUACUGGUCGGCCCUCCUGGGACUGGUAAGACCCUACUGGCCAGAGCGGUGGCCGGAGAGGCCGAUGUGCCAUUCUACUACGCCUCUGGGUCAGAGUUUGAUGAGAUGUUUGUCGGAGUGGGAGCCAGCCGCAUAAGGAACCUUUUCAGGGAGGGUAAAGCCAAUGCUCCCUGUGUCAUCUUCAUUGAUGAACUGGACAGUGUGGGUGGGAAAAGGAUUGAGUCUCCCAUGCACCCUUACUCCAGACAGACAAUCAACCAACUACUUGCUGAGAUGGAUGGGUUCAAACCAAACGAAGGUGUGAUCAUCAUUGGAGCAACAAACUUCCCAGAGGCUUUGGAUAAUGCCCUGAUCCGCCCAGGACGUUUUGACAUGCAGGUGACUGUCCCCAAACCAGACGUGAAAGGACGCACAGAGAUCCUCAACUGGUACCUGAAGAAGAUUAAAGUGGAUCCAGCUAUUGAGGCCAAUAUUAUUGCCCGGGGCACAGUGGGCUUCUCAGGCGCUGACCUGGAAAAUCUGGUCAACCAGGCAGCCCUGAAGGCAGCAGUUGAUGGCAAAGACAUGGUCACUAUGAAGGAGCUGGAGUUUGCUAAAGACAAAAUCCUCAUGGGCCCUGAGAGGAGGAGUGCAGAAAUAGACAAGAAGAACAAGCUCAUCACAGCGUACCAUGAGUCAGGCCAUGCUAUCGUAGCUUACUACACCAAAGAUGCAAUGCCCAUCAACAAGGCUACCAUCAUGCCCAGGGGCCCCAGUCUGGGACAUGUGUCCAUGCUUCCAGAGAAUGAUCGAUGGAGUGAGACUCGCUCACAGUUACUGGCCCAGAUGGACGUUAGUAUGGGUGGUCGUGUAGCAGAGGAGAUUAUAUUUGGCAAUGAAUACAUCACAACCGGAGCGUCAAGCGACUUUGACAGUGCUACCAAGAUUGCUAAGAUGAUGGUGACCAGGUUUGGAAUGUGUGAAAAGCUGGGUGUGAUGACCUAUACUGACUUAACACAACAGAGCCCAGAGACACAAGCUGCUGUGGAGCAUGAAGUCAGGCUGUUACUGAAGGAGUCUUAUGAGCGGGCCAAAGCCUUGCUGAAGGCUCAUGGCAAGGAGCACAAGAACCUGGCAGAUGCUCUGCUCAUGUAUGAGACACUGGAUGCCAAAGAGAUCCAGCUGGUCCUGGAGGGCAAGACCCUGGAGACAAGAUGAAACCAGUAAGGACAGCAACACUCCCGGGGUAGCAACGGGGAAGGGCUCAUUUUGUAAGAGCCCAGGCAUUAAGGAAGGAGGAAUGGACUCAGUUGUUGAGCUGUGAAUCGGAGGAGUAAGAAGUCUCAGUCUCUUGAUUAGUCCUCAUGUGGGAUUGUGUCAUAUCUUCAUGCUGUCACCUUUAUGGAAUCUCAUCGAUAUUCCCAGACAUGUAGCUUUGUGAUUUGAAACUUAAACAUGACUGUGUGCAGCAGUAAGUGAAUGUAUGUUGCACAGGUUCAUUGUAUGUGUUGAAGGUUAAAAGGUUACAUUUCUAAUGUUAAGGAUGUUGCUCAGGUCACUUUAUCAGCUGGUGUUAGGAAAUAAUACAUGAAUGUGAAUAUGCACCUCAGGUGUAUCUGGAUAGGAUUCUUUUAGCCAGGUUUAUACAGAUUCAUUCUCUAUCAGUGGGAAAUGCUGAGCGGGAUAUACCAUUAACUCAAAGAGCCACUGUGUAAUCAUGGCAACCAGAAUUUGACUUAAUCUCAGCUCAUUUAUUUUCAGUUGUCUUUCAGUGUUUGUGUUCAUAUCUGUUAUUUGUGAAGUAUAUCUCCAAAGUCAAGCUGUACUCUCUUAACAUUAGGAUAUUCUCAAGUUAGCACCUUAAAUUAUGAUGUCUUUCCAUCAAAUUCUUUGUGUGGGAUGUUUGAAAAGCGCAUGCACAUUCUCCUGUACGGCUGCUCCCCUCUACUUAUGUCCCUGUUGCUUAUUUUUAAAGGUGGCCUUUUGGGGAAUGUACUGUAAAAGUGUAUAUUAUUUCCUCUGAAGUGGGAAGUGUAAAAAGAUAAACUACAAUGUCUCAGCACUUGAGUGAAGAGUGAAGAGGAUGAGUUAAAAAUGCACAUGUGCACUCUUCGUGUAAUUUAUUUCAUUUAUGCUGCUUGUACAGAUUGAACAAAUAAAAAAACUGCUUCCCAGCCUCAAAAAGCAUGCAAGAAAUACAGGCUGCAUUUACGUAGUGAUAGAUCACUGGAAUCUUUAGGAGUUUUAAGUUGUAGUGUUGGCCUAAUUUAUUAGAAUACUCUGAGUUCGGCUUCUAAAAAGCCUCUCAGCAAAAAAACAUCAACGAAUGGAUUUGGCCAUUUGUUUUAGUUAUUGUCCAUUGUCCAUGCAAACAGUUACAGUUUAAACUGCAACAGUUCAGUAAGUCUAAUUGUAAAGUGACAUCCUUGACUUUAAAUAUGACAUUUCAACACAGUUUGUGGGUAGAAACUUGCAUUUAUGUGUCUGGUAAAAAUGAUGAAUGUCUUCAUUUUAAAUUGAAUAGUUCAAGCAGCAGCAGUGUAUGUAAUCCCUAAGUAAACAUUUUAGAACCAAAAGCAUAACUCUUAUCAAGAUUACCACCAGCAUAUGUUAUAUCACAGUUAUGUUAUUGUCUUCUGUUUUUUUUCUUCAGUUUGACACAUUGUUUGUUCUGUUUAUUGGCUUUUUACCCACAUUUAGCUGUGUAUAUAUGACUGGGAUAUGAUGGGAACAUUGUAUAUAGAUGUAUAGUAAUGCUUUAAUGCUGUGUACACACUGAAUGGCUCUCUGCUGUUGAUUGACAAAAUCGCUCAACAAUGUGAUGGCAAUGUUUGUGCAGCUGGAAUAAAUAAAAAAGAAACCUAAAGAAAAACA